Molecule: messenger RNA, 3023 nt
Organism: Cryptomeria japonica (Japanese cedar)
Lineage: Eukaryota; Viridiplantae; Streptophyta; Pinopsida; Cupressales; Cupressaceae
Exons: 11
Coding region: 87-2468 (793 amino acids)
Biological process (GO): proteolysis
Molecular function (GO): serine-type endopeptidase activity
Source: RefSeq, a predicted model, not a curated record
UUUAUGAUAACUAGUUUGGGAUUUUACUCAUCAGUAGCAAAUCGGCAAAUCGCAAGACCACCCUCUGAAUUUCAUCAAUCCAAUCAAUGCAAAAGACUAGAAUGAGAAAACUGCAGAACUUGGCGAUCAAAUUCCCAUUCCAUUCUUCUUCCUUGUUUUGCAUUGUGAGGAGCUCUUCAAGAUCAUCACAAUACAGGGGAUUAUUCAAUGAACUGAAGCCUCCAAUUCCAAGGAAGGAACCUGUUGCAGUUUCUGCCCACGGGAUAACAUGGCACGAUCCUUACCAAUGGAUGUCCAAUGCCCAAGACCCUGCAGUAUCUCAACAUCUUGAACAAGAAAAUCAUUACACUGAAGCUUUCAUGAAAGACACAGCUCAAUUACAACGACAGUUGGAGGCUGAGAUGCUAUCCAGAAUGGCCCCUGAGUUUUCUACUCCCCCAGAGCGCUGGGGUCCAUGGUUAUAUUACCAGCGCAUUCCUGAAGGCAAAGAAUUUCCUAUGCUUUGCAGACGACGGGAAAGACGAAAUGGUUAUGCUGCUGCAUUUUUUGAUUAUGUUCGAGGAAAUUAUAGAGAGGAAGUUUUGCUUGACUGGAAUGAAGUUGCAGUACAGUUUGGCUAUGUUAAUGUGGGUACAUAUCGGAUUUCUCCUGAUCAACGUUAUCUAGCUUAUACAUUGGAUGUGAGUAGAAGAGAGCUGUUCACACUUUUUGUGAAGGAUUUAAGGACAGGUUCUAUACUUUCAAAUACAAACAUAGGUGUCGUUAACUUAGCUUGGUCAAAAAAUGGGCAAAUUUUGUUGUACACUGUCGGUGAUGACUUGCAAAGGCCUUCCAAAGUAUUAGGAAAAAGAUUAGAUUCAGAGUAUGAAGAUAUGCUAUUGUUUGAAGAAAAGGACACUAGUUGCUGUGUUGACAUUGCAAGUACAAAAGACUGUCAGUUCAUCACCAUAAAUUCCAAUUCAAGGACAUCAUCAGAGGUGUAUUUGAUGGAUUCAGCUGACAUAACAACAGGGAUACAAAGAAUACGAAAGCGGGAGACUGGUGUCCAGUACUUUGUAGAGCAUCAUCAUGGGUUUUUUUAUAUUCUCACCAAUGCUCCAUUGGGAGAUAAUAAAAUGGUUAUGGAUAAUUAUUAUGUAGCCAAGUGCAGUGUUGGCAAAAUAGGCUCAAAUGAAUGGCAGAAUGUGAUCCAAGUUGAUGAAGGUGUCACAAUUGAGGAUUUGGAUAUAUUUGACAAGUACAUGGUGUUAUAUCUUCAUAAAGGAGGAUUGCCAAUAAUUUGUUCUUUGGAUAUGCCUCUACAAGUAGAUUUGAAGGAUGGAAAACAGCUUGAGGACCUUAACUCGUGGUUCCUGCCGAUGCCAGCAGACACCUCUGUUGUGAUUCCGGGAUCAAAUGAUGAUUUCAAUUCCUCUAUUUUCCGUGCAGUGAUCUCUUCUCCUUUGAUGCCUGAGGCAACAAUUGACUAUGAUUUAUCGAGGCGACAAUUGACAUUAGUGCAGCAGGUGGAGGUAUUAGGGGUUAGUAGAAAUACUGGCAAAUCACAGUUCUUCAUGAAUCAUAGUGCAUCACCUCAAUCCACUGAGGUUCCAGAAAUUCUGUCUAUUAAAGCCUACAGAGAAAACGAGAGAGGUCAGCUUUGGAGUGAUUUUGCAGAAAUCUACUGCUGUGAACGGAGAGAAGUGCUUUCACACGAUGCUGUCAGAAUCCCUCUGACAAUCAUCCAUUCUCGAAAAGUAAAACAAGAUGGCACAAAUGCAGGUAUCGUACAUGGUUAUGGAGCAUAUGGAGAAACCUUGGAUAAGCGAUGGUGCAGUGACCUCAUGAGCUUACUUGAUCGUGGAUUUAUUAUUGCCUAUGCUGAUGUAAGAGGAGGCGGUGGCGGAGGCAAGUCCUGGCAUAAUGCAGGCAAAGCGUUGCAGAAGACCAACUCCAUCUUUGAUUUCAUUGCUUGCAGCAAAUAUCUUGUGGAGGAGGGAUACGUGCAUAAAAAAUAUUUAGGAGCCAUGGGAAUCAGUGCAGGUGGGCUUCUGGUAGCUUCAUCUGUCAACACAUGUCCAGACUUAUACGGGGCUAUAAUUCUGAAGGUUCCUUUCCUAGAUGUUUGUAACACAUUAUUGGAUCCAAGCUUACCGCUCACAGUUUUGGAUUAUGAAGAAUUUGGUGAUCCAAGGAGCUUUGUUGAAUUUUCAACUAUUCGUAGUUAUUCUCCAUAUGAGAAUAUUCAGAAAGGGGUUUCUUACCCUGCCAUGUUGGUGACAGCAUCUUUCCAUGAUUCAAGGGUUGGUUUUUGGGAAGCUGCCAAGUGGGUCGCUAGGGUGCGUGAAUUAACUGAGAGAGAUUAUUCUCGGCCUGUUCUUCUGAAGACAAACAUGAACACUGGCCAUUUUGGAGAGAGUGGUCGUUAUAGGCAUUGUAAGGAGACUGCAUUUGAAUAUGCAUUUUUUCUCAAAAUGUUGGGCCCUUAGUUCUCUUAUUAUUGUCUUGGAAAUUUGGAAUAUGCCUUCGUGUGCACAGAUGAUACUCAUCUACCCACUGAUAAUUUCUGACAAUUUUCAAAACACUAGGUAGUAGAAUUGUAACCUCAUCUGUAUAGUAGGAAACAGAGUUUGAUCCUUUUCAUCAUGACUAUGUUGGCUAGUUCGAUGAGUGACUUGUCAUCAAUUGCAACUACGAUCCUACAUCCCUCAGCCUGAUAAUCCAUGGUCAAUCUCAGUUUUGUAAGUGAAUUUGGGAAGCCAUGAGUGAACUUUUUAUUUAUAGAUCAACAUGACUGAAAACCAUUACCCUGAGUUAUCUGAGCUACUCAGGACUGCACAAUAUUGAAAUGUUGGUCACAUUCCACAAAUGGUCGUAACAUCUAAAAUAAAUGCAUAUGGCAGAAAAAAUGAUAAUAGUGUUAUUCCAAAGGCAAAGUACAACUGAAUGUGCUGAAAGUGUUAAUACAUAAAAAGCAUACUGUACAGUAUCACAGCCCCAAAUAUUAUAAAAUAAUAAAUCUACAACAAAGAGCUUUAAAGAUU